Arvicanthis niloticus (Nile rat) is the source of this 5728-nucleotide messenger RNA. RefSeq names its product phosphoribosylglycinamide formyltransferase, phosphoribosylglycinamide synthetase, phosphoribosylaminoimidazole synthetase (gene Gart). Gene Ontology annotation, biological process: 'de novo' IMP biosynthetic process; adenine biosynthetic process. Lineage: Eukaryota; Metazoa; Chordata; Mammalia; Rodentia; Muridae. Gene Ontology annotation, molecular function: ATP binding; phosphoribosylamine-glycine ligase activity; phosphoribosylformylglycinamidine cyclo-ligase activity. The record is from RefSeq and is a predicted model, not a curated record. Gene Ontology annotation, cellular component: cytosol.
GGGGGCGGGGCAGAGGCCGGAGCGCGCUGGAUUCCCCGGGCCAACUUCCGGCGGGUGCGAGUGGCGGGUGCGAGUGGGAGCUGCGUGGCGGGGCUUGCAGGUUUCAUUUCGCUUCUGAAUCCCUGCUUCUGAGACAGCAAUGGCAGCCCGAGUUCUUGUAAUUGGUAGUGGAGGAAGAGAACAUACCCUGGCCUGGAAACUCGCACAGUCCCCUCAUGUCAAACAAGUGUUGGUUGCCCCAGGAAACGCAGGCACCGCUUGCUCUGGGAAGAUCUCCAAUGCUGCUGUCUCCGUCAGUGAUCACACUGCUCUUGCCCAGUUCUGCAAAGGUGAAAAGAUUGAACUUGUAGUUGUUGGACCAGAGGCCCCUCUGGCUGCAGGAAUUGUUGGGGACCUGACCUCUGCAGGAGUGCGAUGCUUUGGCCCCACAGCACAAGCAGCUCAAUUAGAAUCCAGUAAAAAGUUUGCCAAAGAGUUCAUGGACCGACAUGGAAUCCCAACUGCACAGUGGAGAGCCUUCACCAACCCUGAAGAUGCCUGCAGCUUUAUCACGAGCGCGAACUUUCCCGCUUUGGUUGUGAAGGCCAGUGGCCUUGCAGCAGGAAAGGGGGUGAUUGUGGCAAAGAGCAAAGCAGAAGCCUGCAAAGCUGUCCAGGAGAUCAUGCAGGAAAAGUCUUUUGGAGCAGCUGGUGAAACAGUUGUUGUGGAAGAGUUUCUGGAAGGAGAGGAAGUGUCUUGCCUGUGCUUCACUGACGGGAAGACAAUAGCCCCAAUGCCCCCAGCACAAGACCAUAAGCGAUUGCGGGAUGGAGACCAGGGCCCCAACACAGGGGGAAUGGGAGCCUACUGCCCAGCACCUCAGGUUUCUAAAGAUUCGUUAGUAAAAAUUAAAAACACUAUUCUUCAGAGAACAGUAGACGGCAUGCAGCAGGAGGGGGCGCCGUACACAGGAAUUCUUUAUGCUGGCAUAAUGCUGACCAAAGAUGGCCCAAAAGUUUUGGAGUUUAAUUGCCGUUUUGGUGAUCCAGAAUGCCAGGUCAUCCUCCCACUUCUUAAAAGCGACCUUUAUGAAGUCAUUCAGGCCACCUUAGAUGGCCUGCUGAGCGCGUCUCUGCCUGUGUGGCUAGAAAACCACAGUGCCGUAACUGUUGUCAUGGCGAGUGAAGGGUACCCUGGAGCCUACACCAAAGGCGUGGAGAUAACAGGGUUUGCUGAGGCCCAGGCCUUAGGACUGCAGGUCUUCCAUGCAGGCACUGCUCUUAAAGAUGGCAAAGUGGUGACCAGUGGGGGCAGAGUCCUCACCGUGACAGCUGUCCAAGAAAAUCUCAUGUCAGCCCUUGACGAGGCCAGGAAAGGACUCGCCGCUCUAAAGUUUGAGGGAGCCAUUUAUAGAAAGGACAUUGGCUUCCGUGCUGUGGCCUUCCUCCAGCGGCCCAGGGGCCUGACUUACAAGGACUCCGGAGUAGACAUUGCAGCCGGAAAUAUGCUGGUUAAGAAAAUUCAGCCUUUAGCAAAAGCCACCUCCAGACCAGGCUGCAGUGUUGACCUUGGGGGCUUUGCUGGUCUUUUUGAUUUGAAAGCAGCUGGUUUCAAAGAUCCUCUUCUGGCCUCUGGAACAGAUGGUGUUGGAACUAAACUGAAGAUUGCCCAGCUGUGUAAUAAGCACGAUUCUAUCGGUCAAGACUUGGUUGCGAUGUGUGUGAACGACAUCCUCGCCCAAGGAGCAGAGCCCCUCUUCUUCCUGGAUUACUUUUCCUGUGGAAAACUCGACCUCAGUACAACUGAAGCUGUUGUUGCUGGAAUCGCUGCAGCCUGUCGACAGGCGGGCUGUGCUCUCCUAGGUGGGGAGACAGCAGAGAUGCCCGACAUGUACCCUCCUGGAGAGUAUGAUCUUGCUGGGUUUGCCGUUGGUGCUAUGGAGAGACACCAGAAGCUCCCUCAGCUAGAAAGGAUCACAGAAGGGGAUGCUGUUGUUGGAGUAGCUUCGUCUGGUCUUCACAGCAAUGGGUUUAGCCUUGUGAGGAAAAUCGUGGAGAGGUCUUCCCUCCAGUACUCCUCCCCAGCACCUGGUGGCUGUGGAGAUCAGACCUUGGGGGACUUACUUCUAACUCCAACCAGGAUCUACAGCUACUCACUGCUGCCUAUCAUACGUUCAGGACGUGUCAAAGCUUUUGCUCAUAUCACUGGAGGCGGAUUGCUGGAAAACAUCCCCAGAGUCCUCCCUCAGAAGUUUGGAGUAGACUUAGAUGCCUGCACCUGGAGGGUCCCCAAGAUCUACUCAUGGCUACAGCAGGAAGGACAGCUCUCUGAAGAAGAAAUGGCUCGGACAUUUAACUGUGGGGUUGGAGCUGCCCUGGUGGUGUCGAGGGACCAGACAGAGCAGGUUCUACAAGACAUUCGGCAGCACCAGGAAGAAGCCUGGGUGAUAGGCAGUGUCGUUGCGUGUCCUGAAGGCUCCCCUCGUGUCAGAGUUAAGAAUCUGAUUGAAACCAUACAAACAAAUGGGUCACUGGUGGCAAAUGGCUUCCCGAGAAGUAAUUUUCCUGUCCAACAAAAGAAGGCAAGAGUGGCUGUCCUAAUAUCUGGAACAGGGUCAAACCUCCAGGCGCUCAUAGACAGCACUGCAGAUUCCAAGAGCUCCUCUCACAUUGUUCUCGUCAUCUCCAACAAAGCUGCUGUAGCUGGCUUAGACCGAGCAGAGCGAGCCGGUAUUCCCACCAGGGUAAUUAAUCAUAAAUUAUAUAAAAAUCGUGUUGAAUUUGACAACGCAGUUGACUGUGUCCUGGAAGAGUUUUCCAUAGACAUCGUCUGUCUCGCAGGAUUCAUGAGGAUUCUCUCUGGCCCUUUUGUCAGAAAAUGGGAUGGGAAAAUGCUCAACAUCCACCCAUCCUUGCUCCCUUCUUUUAAGGGUUCAAAUGCUCACGAGCAAGUCCUAGAAGCUGGAGUCACAAUUACUGGGUGUACCGUACACUUUGUGGCUGAAGAUGUAGAUGCCGGACAAAUCAUCCUGCAGGAAGCUGUCCCUGUGCAGAGGGGUGACACUGUUGCUACACUGUCUGAACGAGUCAAAGUAGCAGAACAUAAGAUCUUUCCUGCAGCCCUCCAGCUGGUGGCCAGCGGGGCCGUGCAGCUGGGAGAAGAUGGCAAGAUCCACUGGACCGAAGAGCGGGGCUCGUCCUGAUGCAGGCGUGCACCCAGUGCUAAGAGAGAGAAGCAGGGCUUUGCUAGGUGCCUUUUCAUCAUGGCAUUGCCAAACUGAAAUACCUGCUAGCAAAAAGACUUUAAUCCUAACCCGCUGCCAUUUUUUUUUAAUAAAUAGGUUCCUUAAAAACAAAACUUAUUUAGCAUUUUUAAAACACAUCCAGAAGUAGGAAGGUCUAGGCUGCCAACAUACUGAGCACAUAGGAACCCAGACAAGAGAUCUCUAAGCUUACUGCUUACCAUGCUUUUCUACUCCCAGAGACUCAUGAAGAGUGAUGACCAAAGCCAGCCAGCCACCCUUGAACUGCUGAGCAGCCCACACAACUGGACUCCUCACCUAAGGGCACCCAGAGACCGUGUUGGAACCUCUCAAGCUUUAAAUUCAAAACAACAGCAGAUCCUUAAACUGUAGCCUUCAAAGAGGAAGAAAAGAAAUCCAGGAUACGGUAGAGCAGGCCUUUAAAACCAGCACCCAGAAGGCAGGUGGAUCUCUGUGAGUUCGAGGCCAGCCUGGUCUACAGAUAGAGUUCCAGGACAGCCAGGGCUACACAGAGAAACCCUAUCUCAAGAGAGAAAGAAAAAUGUAUAAUGUGGAGGGAGGGAAAGCGGCCCGGCCCCAGCAGAGACACUGACUGCCGCCUCUGAGGUGGGUGAGGCAGGUGGGGCGCACCGGGCCUUUGCCACUCACCAUGACAACUUUUCCCUUUGACUAGUAAGAAACCACCGGCAGAUGAGUCUGCCUGUCUAAAACAGUAGACUAGGUCUGCAGUCAUCUGCAGUCAUCAGCAGUCAUGCUGCUGUCCCGUACAGUCGAAGGGACAGUUGGCAGAUGGGAAGGAGAUUCUGCAGGUUAGUGGAACCACAGACAUAGAAACCGGCUACGAGAAGUCAGUGUGCACCUAUAAUCUGGAGGUUAGAAUGUUCGCUUUGCUCCUCAGUACUGCAAGACUAACAACAGUGCAUUAAUGGUCUGACUCUUUAUUUCAAGCUAAUCUUCCUUUUUUUUUUUUAAGUACUAGCCUUCCCGUACGGUAGCUGAUGCCAUGUCUCCCCAGAGAAGAAUCCAUGUGUCUGGAAUGUCUGGUUGCCGGAAACCGUAAGACACCUUAGACUAGCAGAGGUGAUAAUAGAGGGCGGAGUAGUCAGAGAGCGUGCUGCCAUGCCCCUUCCCAGGGGAAGAGGAGACAAUGUCUUCCUUACCCCUGGGUCCCAAACCCAGGCUGCAUUCUGCCAAACCUCACACUGGGGAAACAGUGGGUGCAUGCCUGGACUUCCUUACAGAGAACAGGUCUGGAUGCUCCUCCUCCAACCCGCAGGCUUGAAGGUUGUUCCUAUGACUGCAUAGACGAGCCUCCUGGACUGCCUACCCUGGCCUAUACCCAAGCUCCUCCCUCAGCCGCUGGCAAUUAAGGCAAAUUUGCAUACAGCAGGUGGGAGCAAUGGACACAGGUGAAGCUUGUUCAGAAUCAGCAAGCCCAGAUGAUGGGCUAACCCUUUCCAGGCAGCACUGCCAAACUCCCACAACAGUGGUUGCUUGGCUCCCUUGGUGGUCACAACAGAAUACUAUUUAGACACAUUGAAUAUGAGUGGCUAUUGGAAGAUGCUAUAUUAAGUUGGCCUUCAACUAUUCAAAUUUGUAACUUACUGUCUUAGUAUACAAACAUUAGUUAUUGAAGAUUGAGAUAGCUCAAUCUGUAAAGACUCUUGCCUUCAAGCUUGACACCUUGAAUUUGAUCACCAGGAUCCACAGGACAGAAGGAGACAACCAACUCCUUAAGUGUGUACCAUAACAUACAAAACACAAAACUACACAUACAAAAAAUAACCAAGUGUAAUAAGGUUUAAAGUUGCCAAGAUCAUCUACGCAUGUCCAGUCCAGUGCUGUAAUAAUGACCACUGCUCACCUGACCCUUCUCUUUGCUCUUCUGUCAUGCCCUAGCUUCUUUUGCAGGGAACAUGCCUUUAAUCCCAGCACUCAGGAGGCAGAGGCAGGUAGAUCUUUGUGAGUUUGAGGCCAGCCUGAUCUUUAAAUCGAGUUCCAGGACAGCCAGGGAAACCCCGCCUCAAAAAAUAAAUAAAUAAAUAAAAACAAAGAACAAGGACUUACUAUGUAGCCCUGAAUGCCUCAGAAUUUCAUGUAUAGACCAGGCUAGCCUUAAACCCUGUGAUGGUUUGUAUAUGCUUGGGCCAGGGAGUGGCUUUGUUGGAGGAGGUGUGUUACUGGUGUAGGCUUUAAUACCCUAGUCCUAGCUGUCUGGAAGUCAGUCUGUAGAACUCUCAGCUCCUCCUGCACCAUACCUGCCUGGAUGCUGCCAUGUUCCUGCCUUGAUGAUAAUGGACUGAACCUCUGAACCUGUAAGCCAGCCCCAAUUAAAUGUUGUCCUUAUAAGAGUUGCCUUGGUCAUGCUGUCUGUUCACAGCAGUAAAACCAGAACUAACACAAACUCCUAGAGCUCUACCCUGUGCCUGCCUCCAGAGGGCUGGGAUUAAAGGAGUGCCAAGUUUUCAUUAAACCCUUUGUAUCUUC